AUGGCCGACUUCCUCAUGGGAGGUGUCUCUGCCGCCGUCUCCAAGACUGCUGCUGCCCCCAUCGAGCGUAUUAAGCUCCUCAUCCAGAACCAGGAUGAGAUGCUUAAGCAGGGCCGUCUGGACCGCAAGUACGAUGGUAUCGCCGACUGCUUCAAGCGUACCGCUGCCGACGAGGGUGUCAUGUCCCUGUGGCGUGGUAACACUGCCAACGUCAUCCGUUACUUCCCUACCCAGGCCCUGAACUUUGCCUUCCGUGACAAGUUCAAGAAGAUGUUCGGCUACAAGAAGGACAAGGACGGCUACGCCAAGUGGAUGGCUGGUAACCUGGCCUCCGGUGGUGCCGCUGGUGCCACCUCCCUCCUCUUCGUCUACUCCCUGGACUACGCCCGUACCCGUCUGGCCAACGACAACAAGAACGCCAAGAAGGGUGGUGAGCGCCAGUUCAACGGUCUCAUUGACGUCUACCGCAAGACCCUCGCCUCCGACGGUAUUGCCGGUCUCUACCGUGGCUUCAUGCCCUCCGUCGCCGGUAUCAUCGUCUACCGUGGUCUGUACUUCGGCAUGUACGACUCCAUCAAGCCCGUCCUCCUCGUCGGCUCCCUCCAGAACAACUUCCUCGCCUCUUUCGCUCUCGGAUGGCUCGUCACCACCGGUGCCGGUAUCGCCUCUUACCCUCUUGACACCAUCCGUCGUCGCAUGAUGAUGACCUCUGGUGAGGCCGUCAAGUACAAGGGCACUUUCGACGCCGGCAAGCAGAUCAUCGCCAAGGAGGGUGUCAAGUCUCUCUUCAAGGGUGCUGGUGCCAACAUUCUCCGUGGUGUCGCCGGUGCUGGUGUCCUGUCCAUCUACGACCAGCUCCAGGUCCUGCUCUUCGGCAAGGCCUUCAAGGACCGCAAGCCACCGGCGCAACCCGCCAAGCGCGGUCGCCCUUCCAAGUCCACCCAACCCACCUCGACCACCGCGUCCACAAAGCGCAAAGCCACUGCCCCCGCGCAGCCCCGCAAGAAGACGACGGGCCCGUUCGAGCUCUCCGACAGCGACGCGGCUCCUGCUGCCCGGGCUGUCGACGAGGAGCAGGAAGAGGAUGAAGAGGAGGAGGAGGAAGAGCCCGAGGGCCCGGAGAACACGAUUCCGCCGGAGCUGCUGACGCGGCUGCUGCACGAGUUCUUUGAGAAGGACGACACGCGACUUAGUAAGGACGCGAACGCGGCGGCGGGGAAGUACAUGGAUGUGUUUGUGAGGGAGGCCAUUGCGCGGUGUGUGCACGAGAGGCCGGGCGGAUUCCUUGAGGUUGAGGAUUUGGAGAAGAUUGCGCCGCAGUUGCUGAUGGACUUUUGA
Colletotrichum gloeosporioides is the source of this 1338-nucleotide messenger RNA. Its product is annotated as ADP ATP carrier protein. Gene Ontology annotation, molecular function: ATP:ADP antiporter activity. Gene Ontology annotation, biological process: kinetochore assembly; mitochondrial ATP transmembrane transport; DNA repair. The record is from RefSeq and is a predicted model, not a curated record. The transcript has 6 exons. Gene Ontology annotation, cellular component: mitochondrial inner membrane. The coding region runs from base 1 to 1338 and encodes 445 amino acids. NCBI's taxonomy places the organism in Eukaryota, Fungi, Ascomycota, Sordariomycetes, Glomerellales, Glomerellaceae.